Messenger RNA from Sorex fumeus (smoky shrew), 732 nucleotides. RefSeq names its product amine sulfotransferase-like. The record is from RefSeq and is a predicted model, not a curated record. Gene Ontology annotation, molecular function: sulfotransferase activity. The coding region runs from base 86 to 400 and encodes 104 amino acids. Gene Ontology annotation, cellular component: cytoplasm. Lineage: Eukaryota; Metazoa; Chordata; Mammalia; Eulipotyphla; Soricidae. The transcript has 3 exons. Gene Ontology annotation, biological process: sulfation.
GAUAUGAAGCAUUUGGUUUGAUCACAUCAAAGGCUGGUAUGAAAACAGAGAUAAAUUUAAUAUUCUAUUUUUCUCAUAUGAGCAGAUGAAAAAGGAUCUCAAAAGUGCUGUGCAAACACUCUGCAACUUUCUUGGGAAAGAACUCAGUGAAGAUGAUGUGGAUGCUGUUGUGAGACAAGCUACAUUUAAGAAUAUGAAAUCUGAUUCGCGAGCAAAUUACAAUGAUAUACUCAAAAAUACAGUUGGAAUAAAAAGUGAAGGGCAUUUUCUGCGCAAAGGUACCAUUGGUGAUUGGAAAAACCAUUUCACUGUGGCGCAAAGUGAAAGAUUUGACAUGAUAUUCCAAAGGAAGAUGAAAGACAUGCCAUUGAAGUUCAUCUGGGAUAUAAAUGAGGAGUAGAAUCAGUGUGAAAGAAUCAUGUAAGAAUCUAUCAAAGGACACAUUUUAGAUAAAUUUUCAAUAGUGCUUCCCAUAAAAAAUUAGUCAUAAAAGUCGAUUAAUAAAAAUGAACUGUCACUUCAUAAAUGUGCUGCCUGUCUGAUGCAUAGUGAAACUUUCAAAAUUAAAAGCACUUGGAGCAUGCUGUGUAUUGUUAUCAUGUACAAAAAAGAGUCAUGGGAAACUUUCAACAGGAUUCGGAAGAAGUGUCUUGAAUUUUCAGUAGUAUGCGUUUUUUCCCUUGUUUGCUAUUAUGUUUCAUAUCAAUAAAGAUUAAAAUCAUUGUAUCCUUA